This is a messenger RNA of Esox lucius (northern pike), 3212 nucleotides long. It is a transcript of the gene anpepb, whose product is annotated as alanyl (membrane) aminopeptidase b. Gene Ontology annotation, molecular function: peptide binding; zinc ion binding; metalloaminopeptidase activity. The transcript is spliced from 20 exons. Bases 31 to 3015 code for a protein of 994 amino acids. The record is from RefSeq and is a predicted model, not a curated record. NCBI's taxonomy places the organism in Eukaryota, Metazoa, Chordata, Actinopteri, Esociformes, Esocidae. Gene Ontology annotation, biological process: proteolysis; peptide catabolic process. Gene Ontology annotation, cellular component: cytoplasm.
AUCUUCCCUUUUUGCCCUGUAGUUGUAUGCAUGUCAGUCAUGGGAGGAGGCUUCUACAUUAGUAAGGUUGUUGGGGUGGCGGGGAUUGUGCUAGGUGCAGGGGCAGUGGCCACCAUUAUUGCUUUGGCAGUUGUUUAUUCUGAAGAGGUAGCCAAAAACAAUGAGGUCAUUAGUCCAACUAAUGAAGGGUCCACUGUCAAGCCAACGCUGACCACAACUGAAGGUUCUUCGGUUUCCACACCUGAAGGUUCUUCGGUUUCCACACCUCUCCUACCCACAGCUCAGCCCUCAAAUGAACCAUGGGACAAGUACCGUCUCCCAGACACCUUGAAGCCUGACCACUACAAUCUGACCCUGUGGCCUCGACUCAAAGUCAACGAACAAGGCCUCUACAUCUUCACAGGGGAAACCUAUGUGGUUUUCCAAUGUGUGAAGGAGACUGACCUGAUUCUGAUACACUCCAACAAGCUGAACUACACCAAAUGGGAAGGUGGUCAACUGGCUAAACUGACUGCACUUGGUAACAUAACCGCACCAACCAUAAAGAGUUCAUGGCUACAAGAAACAACCCAGUACCUAGUCAUGCAGCUUAAUGGGAACUUAACUGUUGGGGAACUCUACCAGCUGGACACAAAGUUUGUUGGGGAGCUGGCGAAUGACUUGGGAGGAUUUUACAGGAGUGAAUAUGAAGAAGAUGGAAUAGAAAAAGUUGUUGCAACCACUCAAAUGCAGCCCACUGAUGCCAGAAAAGCGUUCCCCUGUUUCGAUGAGCCAGCAAUGAAAGCCGUCUUCCACAUCACACUCCUCCACCCCGUCGGGACAAUCGCUCUGUCAAAUGGCAUGGAGAGGGAUCCUGUUCCAGUCACUAUGGAGGGACCUGAGGGGACUGUGGAGGUUUUGAAGACAUCUUUUAGCGAAACAAAGAGAAUGUCAACAUACCUGUUGGCAUUUAUUGUCAGUGACUACGACUAUGUUAAUGAAACAACCAAUGAUGUUUUGAUCCGGAUUUAUGCUCGCAAAAAAGCCAUUACUGAUAAGCAAGGAGAGUAUGCCCUCAACAUAACAGGACCAAUUCUGAAAUUCUUUGAAGAAUAUUACAAUGUCUCCUACCCUCUCCCAAAGUCAGACCAGAUUGCUUUGCCUGACUUCAAUGCUGGAGCAAUGGAGAACUGGGGAUUAAUUACCUACAGAGAAACAGCCCUCUUGUAUGACCCUGAAAUGUCUUCUAAUUCCAACAAGGAGAGGAUUGCUACCAUUAUAGCUCAUGAACUGGCCCACAUGUGGUUUGGAAACCUUGUGACUCUGAAUUGGUGGAAUGACCUGUGGCUGAAUGAGGGUUUUGCAUCCUAUGUAGAAUAUCUUGGGGCAAAUGAUGCAGAACCAGACUGGAACAUUAAAGACCUGAUAGUACUGAAUGAUGUACACAGGGUGUUUGCAAUCGAUGCCCUGGCCUCCUCUCAUCCCCUGUCGUCCGAAGAGCAGGCCAUCCAGAAGCCUGAGCAAAUCAGUGAACUGUUUGACGCCAUCUCUUAUAGCAAGGGAGCAUCUGUGCUGAGAAUGCUUUCAGAUUUCCUGUCUGAAGCCACCUUCUCUAAAGGCGUUAGCACAUACCUGAAAGCAUUUUCCUAUAAUAACACUGUGUAUUCUGACCUCUGGGAUCAUCUGGAUUUGGCAGCCAAUUCCAGUGGUGUGUCACUUCCUACUGGCUUUAAUGUGAAUAGCAUCAUGAACCGCUGGGUCCUUCAGAUGGGCUUCCCUGUGAUUACAAUAGACACAGCCAAUGGACAUUUCUCCCAGGAGCACUUCCUUCUAGACCCUGCCUCUAGACCGGAUGUACCAGAAUCUGAAUUCAAGUAUGAGUGGAUUGUACCCAUCAGGUGGAUGAAGACAGGAAAAGAACAGUCACUGACAUGGCUGAAAACCCGAACUGCUAAUAUGACUGACAUGAAAGUCAUUGAGAAUGAAUGGGUCCUGGCCAACCUCAACGUCUCUGGAUACUAUCGGGUUAACUACGAUGUGCCCAACUGGGAAAGACUUCUCAAUGUACUGAACACCACUCCAGAGUCUAUUCCAGUCAUCAACAGAGCUCAAUUGAUUGAUGAUGCUUUUAACCUUGCAAGGGCAAAAUAUAUAGACACAAUACUAGCCUUGCGGACAACAAAGUAUCUCAAAACAGAAAAGGAAUAUAUGCCAUGGGAGUCAGCUCUUAACAACUUGGACUUUUUCUACCUGAUGUUUGAUCGGAGUGAAGUUUUUGGGUAUAUGCAGGCUUACCUCAAAAUCCAAGUUGAAGAACUAUUUGGCCACUUCAAGAAUAUCACUGACAACUGGACAAAAGUACCCAGUGGACAUAUGGACCAGUACAACCAGGUCAAUGCCAUCAGGGUGGCUUGUAGCACUGGUAUUGACGAGUGCCUGAAUCUGACUAAAGGCUGGUACAAACAGUGGAUGAAUGAUCCCACCAAAAAUCCGAUACACCCCAACCUGAGGACAACAGUGUACUGCAGUGCUAUAAGUGCAGGAGGGGAAGCGGAAUGGGAAUUCGGUUGGAAUCAGUUCAAUGCUUCCACCAUCGCUACUGAGGCAGACAAACUUCGAUAUGCUCUGGCCUGUACCAAGCAGCCCUGGCUACUAAACAAGUACCUGGAAUACAGCCUUAAUCCAACCAAAAUUCGCAAGCAAGAUGCAACCUCAACCAUUGUUUAUAUUGCAAGCAAUGUGGUGGGGCAGCCUUUGGCCUGGGACUUUAUUAGAGACAGAUGGCAGUACAUCUUUGAGCAGUAUGGCGGUGGAUCUUUCUCCUUCUCCAACCUCAUCAAUGGUGUGACCAAGCGGUUCUCAACAGAAUUUGAGCUCCAACAGCUCAAGGACUUCCAGGCGGAACACAAUGACUUUGGUUCUGGUAACUUGGCAAUUCAACAAUCCAUUGAGAGGACAUCAGCUAACAUCAGAUGGGUGGCAGAAAACAAGAAAAAAGUGCUGGAAUGGUUUGACGGAGAGGUUCCUAAACCAUAAUGAGCACAUGGACAAACAAACACCUUUCUGUUUAUUUAUUGUUUAAGACCUAUCCACAAUACAUGUACCCUGUUAUUAUAUUAGAGGUCUAACUGUUGAUGACUUUACAUUUUAAAGAUAUCCUCAGCCAUAGCCAGAAAUACUACAUACACUGCUUUAAUGUUUUGGGAAAUAACAUUAUCUUUCCAUUAAAUAAA